Messenger RNA from Cyphomyrmex costatus, 1927 nucleotides. It is a transcript of the gene phr6-4, whose product is annotated as (6-4)-photolyase. The coding region runs from base 77 to 1798 and encodes 573 amino acids. Gene Ontology annotation, biological process: entrainment of circadian clock by photoperiod; circadian regulation of gene expression; negative regulation of DNA-templated transcription. Lineage: Eukaryota; Metazoa; Arthropoda; Insecta; Hymenoptera; Formicidae. The transcript is spliced from 11 exons. Gene Ontology annotation, cellular component: nucleus; cytoplasm. The record is from RefSeq and is a predicted model, not a curated record. Gene Ontology annotation, molecular function: FAD binding; DNA binding.
AGCGGGUCGCAGGGCCUCGGCUUUUCCAACUCGGCGCGCUUUCACCGGCUCCUUCAACGAAAGGUACUAAGAAAAGAUGACGGGAAGUAGUAACAACGAGAUGGGCCAGACAGUGACCUCGGGAGUUCGAGGCGAUGGCGGGAAGCAUACGGUUCACUGGUUCCGUAAGGGACUCCGACUGCACGAUAAUCCCUCACUGAAGGAGGGUCUCGCAGGGGCGUCCACUUUCCGGUGUGUCUUUGUGCUGGACCCCUGGUUCGCCGGAAGCACCAACGUUGGCAUUAAUAAAUGGAGGUUUCUACUGCAAUGUUUGGAGGAUCUAGACUGUUCUCUGAGAAAACUGAAUUCUCGACUGUUUGUGAUCCGGGGACAACCGGCUGACGCGCUCCCUAAACUCUUCAAAGAAUGGGGCACGACAAAUUUGACUUUCGAGGAGGAUCCGGAGCCAUUCGGCCGAGUGCGAGAUCAUAAUAUUUCGGCCCUUUGUAAGGAGCUCAGUAUCUCGGUAGUCCAAAGGGUCUCGCAUACUCUCUACAGACUAGACGAAAUCAUAGAGAGAAACGGUGGAAAACCGCCGUUGACCUAUCAUCAAUUUCAAGAUGUCGUCGCCGGUAUGGACUCACCAGAACCGCCGGUACCGACGGUGACUGCUGCUUGCAUUGGCAGCGCCUAUACACCCCUAAAGGAUGACCAUGACGAUCAUUACGGAGUGCCCACCCUCGAGGAACUUGGCUUUGAUACGGAAAGUCUGCUGCCGCCGGUGUGGGUUGGUGGUGAGAGUGAGGCCCUGGCUAGGCUCGAACGUCACCUCGAGAGGAAGGCAUGGGUAGCGAGCUUCGGCAGACCGAAGAUGACACCGCAAUCCUUAUUGCCGAGUCAGACUGGGCUCUCACCUUAUCUGCGAUUCGGCUGUCUCAGUACGCGGUUGUUUUAUUAUCAGCUCACUGAUCUGUACAAGAAGAUAAAGAAAGCGGUACCGCCGCUGUCGUUGCACGGGCAGCUUCUCUGGCGUGAAUUCUUUUACUGUGCAGCGACGAAGAAUCCAAAUUUCGACAAAAUGCAGGGCAAUCCGAUUUGCGUGCAGAUACCGUGGGACAAAAACGUGGAGGCACUCGCAAAGUGGGCGAACGGUCAAACGGGAUUUCCGUGGAUUGAUGCAAUCAUGACGCAGUUACGGGAAGAGGGUUGGAUACAUCACCUGGCCAGACACGCGGUGGCUUGCUUCUUGACCAGGGGCGACCUUUGGAUCUCAUGGGAGGAAGGAAUGAAGGUGUUCGACGAGCUUCUCUUAGAUGCCGAUUGGUCCGUGAAUGCCGGUAUGUGGAUGUGGUUAUCGUGUAGUUCGUUUUUCCAACAAUUUUUCCACUGUUACUGCCCCGUACGAUUCGGCAGGAAAGCGGAUCCGAACGGCGACUACAUCAGACGCUACCUGCCGAUGUUGAAGAACUUCCCGACCAGGUACAUUCACGAGCCUUGGAACGCGCCGCUCAGUAUACAGCACGCUGCCAAAUGCAUCAUCGGCAAGGAGUACUCGUUGCCGAUGGUGAACCACAGCAAGAGCUCGCGCAUCAACAUCGAGCGGAUGAAACAGGUGUACCAGCAGCUGAAUAAGUAUCGCGGUAACGGAACCUCAUUUAAGGGAGAGAACAUUGGCUUGCUGAACGCAUUGCUGGCACCGCCAGCGAAGGACAGCGACGAGGAGAAGAGGAAGCAGGAUUCGCCGAAUCGGGAGAACGAGCAGAAAAUGGAGACCAUUAGCAGUCCCACGCAGCAGCAACAACAGCAGCAGCAACAGUAGCUACAGUCGGUAUAGCGAUCUGACUAAUCUGUUAACAUCAUAGUGCUGAUUAUUCUUUUUAUGGAUUUUAAAAGUGACUUGAAAAUUCCAUAUGAAUUGUACAUCUCUUACUAUAAUUAACUGCGAGAA